Messenger RNA from Nannospalax galili (Upper Galilee mountains blind mole rat), 6031 nucleotides. It is a transcript of the gene Inhba, whose product is annotated as inhibin subunit beta A. The coding region runs from base 126 to 1685 and encodes 519 amino acids. Gene Ontology annotation, cellular component: extracellular region. Gene Ontology annotation, biological process: BMP signaling pathway; SMAD protein signal transduction. The record is from RefSeq and is a predicted model, not a curated record. Gene Ontology annotation, molecular function: growth factor activity; cytokine activity; hormone activity. NCBI's taxonomy places the organism in Eukaryota, Metazoa, Chordata, Mammalia, Rodentia, Spalacidae. The transcript has 4 exons.
CCAUGAAGAGGAACUCAGACAGCUCUUACCUCAUGAUACAAGAGCCGGCUGGCAAAACAGAAGGGACCCGAAAGCUCCCAUCAGAUCUCCUGCCUGCAUUGAGGACCCUGAACAUUUAAAUAUGAAUGAAUGACAGAAAAGAAUGGUUCUGGAUUCUGUCAGGCAGAACAGCCAGCUGGCUCAGUCAGCCCUUCAACCCCAGGCCCCUGUCCCUUGAGCUGUGCUACCUGUUUGAGGACCUCCCUCAACCCUACUUCAGGACCAGAGAAUUUGCUGAAGAGGAGAAGGAAAAAAAAGUAAACAACAACAACAACACAACAACAACAACAACAACAACAAAACCUGUGCGUGAGGGGGGAGGAGAAUCAGGGCCUUUAAAGAAGGCAGUCACAGCGACAUUGGCUACCAGGAUGCCCUUGCUUUGGCUGAGAGGAUUUCUGUUGGCAAGUUGCUGGAUUAUAGUGAGGAGUUCCCCCACCCCAGGAUCCGAGGGGCACGGCGCAGCCCCGGACUGUCCGUCCUGUGCGCUGGCUACCCUCCCCAAGGAUGGACCCAACUCUCAGCCAGAGAUGGUGGAAGCAGUCAAGAAGCACAUCUUAAACAUGCUGCACUUGAAGAAGAGACCCGAUGUCACUCAGCCGGUGCCCAAGGCAGCGCUCCUGAACGCCAUCAGAAAGCUCCAUGUGGGUAAAGUGGGGGAGAACGGGUACGUGGAGAUAGAGGACGACAUUGGCAGGAGGGCAGAAAUGAAUGAACUCAUGGAGCAGACCUCAGAGAUCAUCACCUUCGCCGAGUCAGGCACAGCCAGGAAGACACUGCACUUUGAGAUUUCCAAGGAAGGCAGUGAUCUGGCCGUAGUGGAGCGUGCAGAAGUCUGGCUUUUCCUGAAAGUCCCCAAGGCCAACAGGACCAGGACCAAAGUCACUAUCCGCCUAUUUCAACAGCAGAAGCAUCCACAGGGCAGCUUGGACAUGGGGGAUGAGGCCGAGGAAGUGGGCUUAAAGGGGGAGAGGAGUGAACUGUUGCUAUCAGAGAAGGUGGUGGAUGCCCGGAAGAGCACUUGGCACAUCUUUCCUGUGUCUAGCAGCAUCCAGCGCCUGCUGGACCAGGGCAAGAGCUCCCUGGAUGUGCGGAUUGCCUGUGAGCAGUGUCAGGAGAGUGGUGCCAGCCUAGUGCUCCUGGGCAAGAAGAAGAAGAAAGAAGGGGAGGGAGAUGGGAAAAAGAAGGAUGGAAGUGACGGAGGUGUGGAAGAGGAGAAGGAACAGUCACACAGGCCUUUCCUCAUGCUGCAGGCUCGGCAGUCUGAAGACCAUCCUCACCGCAGGCGACGGAGGGGCUUGGAGUGCGACGGCAAGGUCAACAUCUGCUGUAAGAAACAGUUCUUUGUCAGCUUCAAGGACAUUGGUUGGAAUGACUGGAUCAUUGCUCCCUCUGGCUAUCAUGCCAACUACUGUGAGGGUGAGUGCCCAAGUCACAUAGCAGGCACUUCUGGGUCCUCGCUUUCCUUUCAUUCGACAGUCAUCAACCACUAUCGCAUGCGAGGUCACAGCCCCUUCGCCAACCUUAAGUCGUGCUGUGUGCCCACCAAGCUGAGACCCAUGUCUAUGCUGUACUAUGAUGAUGGUCAAAACAUCAUCAAAAAGGACAUUCAGAACAUGAUUGUGGAGGAGUGUGGCUGCUCCUAGAGCUGCCCGGCCCCAGAGAGAAGGAGCUAGAGUUGUCCAGAGAAGACAGUGGCAAAAUGAAGAAAAAUUUAAGGUUUCUGAGUUAAACAAAGCAACCAGAAAAAUAGAAAUAAAAAACCCACAAAAACAAAAACUAAACUGAAAACAAAACCUGAUGAAACAGAUGAAGGAAGAUGUGGAAACAAUCCUUAGCUAGGGCUCAGAGAUGAAGCAGGGAAGGAGACAGGGAUUGGGAGGGAAAGAGAGAAUGCUGUACCCUUUAUUUCUUCCAAAACCAAACUGAUCACAUCAGUUUUAUCCAAACUGGGGUAUUGUCCUCUCUCCUGCCUCUUGCGGUUCCCUUGUGAGCCUUGAAGUCUACUUGUCUAUUCUGCAGUAAUGUGGGCUAGCACAACCCAAAUAAUGUCUAGAAAGCCAUGAGUUUUAAAGGGCCAGUCCCACCCAGUUACCCAGGUCAUAAGUAUGUCUAUGUGACACUAUCUCUGUGUAUAUCAGCACACACACACACACACACACACGCACACACACACAGAGGCAUUUACACAUAACACACACACAUACACAUACUGGUAAAAGAAUAAUUUUGUGCAGGUGGUCACAUUUUCUUUUCUGCACUACUUUUGCAACAAGACAAAACAAAACCAACAUAAAACAUUGAGAACAAGAAUGGGAAGAGUGAAAGAUCAAGGAAAAAAGAAUACCAAGUUACAUUUCGUUAAGGUGCUUAUGAUCUCAGAACUAUGCAACCUAAUAGGUUUGAAACUGUUUACCUGAGAGAGAACAAAAAGAGAGACUUUUUUGUAUUGGAAGUAACCUGAUUAAUUUUUAUUUUCUUCAAGGAGAGAUACUUGAAAGGAAUAUGUUUGUCCAUCUGUUGGAUCCAAACAUUUCUAUAUUUUGUAAAUGUUGUUUUUUUUAUCGUUUACUAUUUGCACUAUGAUGGUGUUUGACCUGUCUAAUCCUUAUUUAACAAGUAUUUUCUUUGGGUGGGGGUGGGGGUGGGGUUUAAGAGCUGCACUUAAUGUGAGCUAUAAAAGAACUGCUACAGCACACAAAAUAGCUAUUUUUAUUAUUAUAAUUAUAAUUAUUAUUAUUAUUUUGUACCUUAAAAAUAGACACAUACACCAAAGACGUUUGUGUGAGCCUUUAAACAGUCUGUCUGUGGUUGGUAUCAUUCACCAUCAAGGAGUCAGGGGUUGAGAUUCAAGGUUGAGCAAGGUAGAUUGUGUUCAGGCUUAACAGACCUGAGAAGUUUGGAUUUCAACUCUAUUUACAUCCAUGAAACAGGACACUUCAUACUGGAUGUACAGUAGUGUACACUGUUGGAUAACAAGUUCAAAUCCAUGAGACUACAUGCUUGUAUGUGUAUAUAUACAUUGCUUGUGCAUAUGCAUACCUGUGUGUAUAUAUACAUGUAUGUACCAUGUCCAUACACAUUUUAAGCACUUCAGGCUGUCAUUUUUUAAUGUUCUUAAAGCAAUGAAUGUUUGUGUGCAAAACACAGUAUUUUUAAGAAGGAUAAGUGAUAGUUUUUUUUUGUUUUGUUUUUUUUUUUUUUUGCUUUUACUCUGUAUUAGGUGGGUACAUUUCAAAAAUUUGAAUGGGAAAAAGCCUGAAAAUUCCAGUGAAUAUUCAGUGAGGCCCUCUUUAAAUGUACAAGAAUGAAACUACCCCCUCUUUCUUACCCCUGCUCCCUACAAGUUAUCCCCUGUGGGGAAAACAGGAUAUUAAUCAAAACUGUGGGCUGAUUUUUUCACCUUAUAUUUAUUAUUUAUUGGAAUCAAUCUUAAAUCAGAAACUUUUUCGGAAAAAAAAUAUCUUUAGGCUAGAAUGAAAGUUUUUUUUUUUCUUAAAAAAAAAACAACAAAAAACAAUUCAGGCCUAAUUGUGAGAGAUAUUACCUGCAUCAGCUGGGCGUCAUAGUGCUGUUACUAGUUAACUGAUACAGUUUAGAGGAAAGUAUUUAAGACAGUGGGAGUUUAUAUGAAUUAGGAGUCAGGGAUGAGGGUAGUUGUACAAAUCUCUAAUAUUUUAUUUUACAGCCAAAACUCUUAAUGUGUAAGUUUGUAUGUAUUAUUCAGAUGCAAAACAGAAAAAUUGUCUUAUAAAUAUCAAAGUAUAUGCUUAAAGCUAAGUUUCUAAUUUAUUCCAGUGUUUUGCUUGUCUAAAACAGCUAAUAAAUUAUUCAUCUAUGUCUUUAAAAUACAGAGCCUUAUUUUUACUGACUUGUUUGAAGUUUGAGAAACUUUAUAAAAAUUUAACCUAAAACAAUCUAAUUGAGAAGUAUAUUCCUCAGUAUUUUAUAAAAUAUUGACUUUUAGCAUUAAAUCAAUUCAUAGAUUAAAAUAAUUAUAGGAAAAUGAAAUAUAAGUGAGGAACUAAAUAUUACAAAAGGUGGUCCAGCUCUUUAAAAAUUAUACCAAGUCAGUAGACUAUAAUAUUAGGCUGUAUGUAGGCAAACUACUUUAGCCUUAUUACUGGACAAACUUACUUACUGUGUUCUAGGGACCCUCCCCGUCUUACACAGGAAAUGCAUGUCCUGUGUAAGAAGAAAAUUAUAAUUAAUGUCCAUUGACUUUGGAGAUCUUGCAUGUGGGGAAGGAUGGACGGUGAGGACAAAGAGGGAGGAACAGAUGGCCACAUUCAACUUUGCCAAUUUUCAUGAGAAACUUUAGGGCUCUUUGAACUGUUUCUUUGGUACUGGAACUAAUUCUGGGGCUUAUAGAAAUAGGUGAGGUGUGUCAUAGUGGAGGCAGACAAGACCAAGGAAAGAGCAGAAAGUUGCAAAACAGCUAACUAUGGUUUCCAUUCAUCUGCGAAGAAUCUGCAAUCUUUGUAAGAACUUUCAAUUUUAGAUGUAUUGGGGCUAAGAUGAGGUUUGAAUAGUGACCAUAGCAACUAGAUCUAGAAUGAAAUGAAACUCUAUAUGACAGUGUUUUAAUUGGAUAUCAAGUGAUUUGAUUGUCACAUACCCACAUAUGUACAUGGCCUUGCAAUAGAAUUUCAACUGCUAACAUCUUUAACAAUAUGAGGUAUUGUUUUGCUGUAUUUAACAAUUUUAAAAGAUUCAUAGUCUUGUGAACAAUUGGUCUUUUCACAUAGCCACUUAGACUAAAAUAAAAAGCUUUAACAUCCUAACAUCUUAGUUUCCUCAUAGUAUGUUUUACCCAACAUGACAGUGGCUCAUCUUGGCCCUGUUCUUUCUCUAGGCUAAUCUCUUGAUUCUUAAAUACCUGCCUACACUAAUCCUAGAAGCUCCAAAGAACACAUGUCCUCAGUAUCUCAUUAACAUUUUUCUAAGCUGAAUUGACAUUUUUUUUCCAAAAAAGUAAGGCAAAUUCUGGCACACUGAGCUGGGAUUUUCUUAUCCUAAAAGACCAGCCAAUUCCAUGUUCAUUUAAGAUUGAUUCCACACUCCACUGGCAAGGAGAGUCCUUGUAUUUCCCUAAAAGUUAGAAUAAGCCAACUUGUUUCACAUUUGUAGGAUUGGUCUUUCAGCGGUGACUAAAAAACAGAUAAUAAAUAUGUCUCAGUUGUAUUCAACAUGCAUUCAAAUUAUCAUAUUCACUUGAAAAUAUGAUUUCCUGUGGGCCUUUUGUCAAUUUCUCUUUUAAAUGUAGAGAAAAAACUAGUCACCCCCAAAACCUGCACAAGUGGAACUUGUAGAUGUGGGCAGGAGGUUUGGGGAUGGACAUUGUAUGUGUUUAAAUUAAAUCCUGUAUCACUGAGAAGCCAUUGGAUGGUCAGAGAAAAUGAAUGCUUAGGUGCUGUUCAUGCCUUAUGAGCAGCAAACCACAUGUCUCUGCUAUAUUAUUUAUUUUUAUGCAUAAAGUGAUCAUUUCUUCUGUAUUAAUUUUUGAUGGGUUUUACGCUCUAUUUAAAUGCUUUGAAAAACAGUGCAUUGACAAUGGGUUGAUAUUUUUCUUUAAAAGAAAAAUAUAAUUAUGAAAGCCAAGAUAAUCUGAAGCCUGUUUUGUUUAGAAACUUUUUAUGUUCUGUGGUUGAUGUUGUUUGUUUGUUUUUAUUUUAUUUUGUGUUUUUUGCAUACUAUGUGCAGUUCUUUAACCAAUGUCUGUUUGGCUAAUGUAAUUAAAGUUGUUAAUUUAUAUGAGUGCAUUUCAACUAUGUCAAUGGUUUCUUAAUAUUUAUUGUGUAGAAGUACUGGUAAUUUUUAUUUACAUUAUGUUUAAAGAGAUAACAGUUUGAUAUGUUUUCAUGUGUUUAUAGCAGAAGUUAUUUAUUUCUAUUCCAUUCCAGCGGAUAUUUUGGUGUUUGCGAGGCAUGCAGUCAAUAUUUUGUACAGUUAGUAGGCAGUAUUCAGCAAUGCCUGACAGCUUCUUUGGCCU